AUGAGCGUCGCAUACGAGCCUCGGUCCUUUAUCCAUGAGGGCGCAUAUCCCCCCAUAGGCGACGAGCACGACCACGUUGCCGAGCAGCGUUAUACCGACUCCGAUGUUGCCGAGCACCUCAGCCAUUAUACCGCAGAAGCCUCUCUGCUACCGGACGACAGAGGUGUCAUUGGAGACGAAAGAGAUAUUCUAGCAGACGACGAUGCCGUUGUUCCGGAAGCGUCCCAGCUCGACCUAGGUGCACCAGAAUUCUCAUCACCUCUUCAAGUUGCGCUACAUGCGCCGCCGCUACCAGAUCCCAUACCGGAAAACAAGGAGCCUCCACGAAGUGACAUAUCUUCUCCGUCAUCGCGGCUAAAACAAAUUCCCAAGCCCGAACGUGAGGUCCACAAGAAGUCAGAUGGCAAGUUUCACUGCCCACUAGAUGACUGCAAGGAGGAUAUUCGAGCAUUCUCUCGCAAGUGCGAAUGGAACAAACAUAUGGACAAGCACGAACGUCCUUACCGCUGCCCGGCCGAAGGUUGCGAAAACCUACCAGGCUUUACAUAUUCCGGCGGCCUUCUCCGACAUGAGCGAGAAGUUCAUGGGAAGCACGGUGGUCCCAAGAACACCGUCAACUGCCCACACCCCAACUGCAAGCGACAUACUGGCAAGGGCUUUUCUCGGCAGGAGAAUCUUAACGAGCAUCUUCGACGAGUACAUACCAACAUGGACACCUCUGCAUCUCCAAUCGAAAUUGUUGCCUCACCAGAGGACGACGAGAGCGAGAAAUCCGGGUCUAAGCGCAAACGUCGUCUGAGCAGUCAGGGCAUAGACGAACUGUCCGAUCUUCGGGAUGAAAUCAAGAGGGUGCGAGAGGAAAACGAAAAGCUCAAGUCCGAGAUGGAUCAACAAUCACAGCACUCUCUGGCCAUGAUGGCACAGAUUGCAGAGCUGCAAGACGCCUUACGUCACAGCCUCAAUCCUCAUGGGCUUGGAGCCCCAACAGCACAGAUGAUCUAG
Messenger RNA from Trichoderma harzianum CBS 226.95, 1002 nucleotides. RefSeq lists its product as hypothetical. The transcript has 2 exons. NCBI's taxonomy places the organism in Eukaryota, Fungi, Ascomycota, Sordariomycetes, Hypocreales, Hypocreaceae. Gene Ontology annotation, biological process: regulation of transcription by RNA polymerase II. The record is from RefSeq and is a predicted model, not a curated record. Gene Ontology annotation, cellular component: nucleus. Bases 1 to 1002 code for a protein of 333 amino acids.